Molecule: messenger RNA, 2826 nt
Organism: Elaeis guineensis (African oil palm)
Lineage: Eukaryota; Viridiplantae; Streptophyta; Magnoliopsida; Arecales; Arecaceae
Product: protein NETWORKED 2A-like
Molecular function (GO): actin binding
Source: RefSeq, a predicted model, not a curated record
AGAGGAAGAAGGGGGGAGGGGGAGAGAGAGGGAAAGAGAUGUUGCAAAGGGCAGCGAGCAACGCCUAUUCGUGGUGGUGGGCCAGCCACAUCAGGACCAAGCAGUCCAAAUGGCUCGACAACAACCUACAAGAGAUGGAGGAGAAGGUGAAAGCCAUGAUCAAGCUCAUAGAGGAGGAUGCUGAUUCCUUUGCUAGGAAGGCAGAGUUGUACUUUAGGAGGAGACCAGAGCUCUUAAACUUUGUUGAUGAAACCUACAAAGCAUAUAAAGCACUAGCUGAUAGGUACGAUCGUAUAUCAGGAGAAUUGCACAAGGCCAACCACACUAUUGCAACUGCUUUUCCUGACCAAGUCCAGUUUGACAUCGAUGAUGACGACGACGAUAGCUCUCCAAAGGCAAUGACUGCUAUCGAUACCAGUAAAUUUGACAAGUCACCAAUAGAAAUUCCACCAUUUAGUUUGAGAAACACAAACAAAGAAAGCCAACCUGUCCUGACGAAGACAAACCAUAGGAGGAUUAGCCCCCAGAUUAGCAAAGAGAAGGCACAAGAAGAGAUAGACAGGCUUCAGAAGGAAAUCCUGGUAUUGCAGACUGAGAAGGAGUUUGUGAAGAGCUCUUAUGAGAGUGGAGUAAAGAAAUACUGGGACAUAGAACGGCAGAUUACUGAGCUGCAAGAGGAAGUUUCUUCAUUGCAAGAUGCUUUCAAUGCCAGUGCAGUCAUCGAAGAUGACGAUGCUAGAGCUUUGAUGGCAGCAAGAGCCAUUAAGUCAUGUGAGGAUACCUUGGUGAACCUGCACAAGCAGCAAAAGAGAACAACAGAAGAGGCAAGAAUAGAGUCAAAAAGAAUAAAGGAUGCCGAGCAGAAGCUGAAGGCACUUAAAGUUGAGUGUAGUCAGUCUCAGAUGGAGAACGGGGAGAACUUUGAUCAAAAUGGAGAGCAGAUUUCUAACACCAUGAAUGGGGAGAAGGAAGGAUGCACUUUGGAACCGGAGAGGCUAGAGUUGCAAUUGAUAUGCCAGCAAGUAAGGGAACAUAUUGAGAUGAGCUCUGAUGCAUCAGUGGUGGAGAUUGCAGAAAGGAUUGAUGAGCUUGUAGAUAAGGUCAUCAGCUUAGAGCUCACAGUUUCAUCUCAGACUGCACAGAUUCAGGGAUUAAGAUCAGAAACAGAUGAGCUUCAUAAGCACUUGCGCAGCCUAGAGGAAGAUAAGGCAACUCUGAUUGAUGACUCCAACAGCAUGACUGAAAGGUUAAAGCAAGCAGAAGAUGAGUUACAAAGAAUUCAACUUCUUGAGAAGUAUGUUCAAGAUGAAAAAGGUAUGGUUCAAACUCAUUUGGCUAAAGCUUGCGAUAGCCUUGACGAUCUUUCAGAGAAAUUGCAGUCCCCAAAACAUCAUGGAGAGAAGAAACCACUGACAGAGGGCAGGCAAGAAAGAAGGAUCAAGCAGAUGGGUGCAGAUGAUAGAAAUAGUCGAAUUCCCCCGGCAGAGUUGCAAGUGGAAGAGCUGGAUGAUCUACCAGACUUGCAAAACUUGCUAGUGAAGGGAUUAGAAGGCAAAGAAAAGAUGUUAUUAGCUGAGUACUCAUCUAUCCUUAAAGACUAUAAAAAUACAAAGAAAAUGCUUACUGAGAUAGAGAAGAGAAAUGAAGAAUAUCACGUUGAGAGAAUGGAACAGGUCAAUGAAUUGAAGAGUGCCAAUGCUAUGAAAGACGAUGAGAUCCGAUCUCUAAGGAAAAUGCUGAGCUCAAUACAAAAAACUGUUCAUGUAAAUGCAGCAAAGAACUCUGAGAAGUCUGACAAUAAUGUUACAGACACCAUGCCAAAGACAAAUACACCAUUUGAUGCAACAAAUACUGAUAGCCCUCAUGCAGAAGUAGACAUCAAGCUGUACCAAGUCAAUGAAUCACACACAGCCUCACCUAUCGAAGAAAAAUUUAGGGCAGAUAUUGACACGCUGCUAGAGGAGAACUUGGACUUCUGGUUAAGAUUCAGCACAUCAUACCAUCAAAUCCAAAAAUUCCAGACGACAUUUAAUGACUUGCAAUCUGAGAUGGAGAAGCUAAGGUAUAUGAAGCCACAAGAGGGAAGUGGUGGUGCUAUGGCUGCUGCUGAUCAGACCAUAAAGCAGGAAUCAGUUCCAAUCGACAAAAAGCUAAUAGAACAGAACACUGAACUCCAAGUUUGGUUAGAAAAGAAUGAGCUGCUAAAGGGGGAGUUGCAGUGCAGGUUCUCAUCCCUUUGUAACAUGCAAGAGGAGAUAACAAGGAUCUCAAAAGAAAGUGAGAAACAAGAUGUGCGGUUCACUUCCCAUCAGGCUGCGAAGUUCCAAGGUGAGGUGCUUAACAUGCAACAGGAGAACAAAAAGGUGGCAAAAGAGCUGCAAACUGGAUUGGAUCAUGUGAGGGGGCUUCAGGUUGAGGUUGGAAGGGCACUGUCGAAGCUCCAUGAGAAUUUCAAGUUGGCUGGAUCAAGAAACCACCACCAAAAACAGUCCCUUGGGCAUGUAUCAAGCAAGCAGAAAAUACCAUUGAAGACUUUCUUGUUUGGUGCCAAGCCUAAGAAGCCAUCAAUAUUUUCAUGCAUGAAUCCAGCACUGCAUAAGCAAUAUAAAGAUUUAAGGGCUGGGUUUCCUGCAUAAAUUCAGCUUAGUGGUGGAACUUCACCUCUUCUUGUCAUUGCGUCGUUCGCAUAUGAAGCGGAUUUUCUCAUCAUCUUGUGUGCUAAUUUUUGGUCUCUUUUGUGAGCUUAGAAGAUAUUUGUACACCUGGUUUGAGGGCCACAUUGAUGCACAAUGGAAAGAUAGUCUGGCUGUGUUAUGUUUUCCUGAG